AUCAAGCAAUCAUCUGUUGUGUGCUUAAUGAGAUGAGAGAUGAUAUACUCAUGAAAUGAUCCUUCGCAGUGUUAUGUAUCCACUUGCUUCCUUCUUUCCGGUGCGAAUGAAGCCUGCUAAUCGAAGUUGGGAUCCUGUGUUAAGCCCAGGCCUGAACAAUGAGCGAUUCUUCUAUGAGCUAUGAGCCUGAAGAGGAGGAAGAGGGGGAGGAACAAGAAGAAGAUACCACCCAGCAUGGGAAUCCCUCCGGAGCUUCUGGACAUUCUGUCCCUCCACACCAAAAUGUCCUACACGAUUCGAAGCCUCUCCAUAAUGGCACAUCGCACGGAAACGUAUCCCAACGCCACAAAAGGCAACGCCUCAAGCCGCGACGUCUCGCCUUGCGAGCGGCAGCUACGCUUCCUGUUGGCAAAUACUCGGACCUCUACAAAGAAGUGGUUGACGAUAUGCUUGGUGGGCCUGAAUACGGUGAUGGACCGAGGCUCUUCGGUACUCAGUACGGCAUCAUCAGCUGGUCCCCACAAGAGAAGAAUGCAUUCUUUACAGCCCUCGCUAGGAAAGGAAAAGACGCAAUUCCAGAAAUUGCAGCUUUCAUCGGGACCAAAAGCCAAAUGGAAGUGAGACAUUACCUUGAUCUACUACACCGCAAUUUUGAGCUGCAUAACGUUACAGAAGAGACUGUGAAAAAUAUCACGCUCUCAGACGUUCCCGCCGCAUACGAGGUUAGCAAGGAAUGCUGCCUAGCGCUGGAAAAUGUUGCCAGCGCAUUAUCCCUACGGGACGAACAGGCCCAUAAUGUUGCAGGGAGGCGGAAACACGGAGAUUUUUGGCUUAUAGACAAUGAAGUUGCCGCUUAUGUUGAAGAGGUACUGGAGCCGGAGGAAGAAUCCGAAUCAGAGAAGGACCCGGAGCCAGAAUCACUAGAGCCAGGAGUGAUUCCAGCAUCGGAAUUCGAGGUAGAGUUGCAACCGGAAACUGAAUCCAAAUCACUGGCAGAGGGCGAUCGUAACGGCCAAGUUAAUACCGUCAAAAUGCAUAGCAUAUCUGCUACAGCGAAGCUACUAAAAAUAUCAAAUUGGAUCCGACUAUCCGAACGUGUUUUCAUGAAUGCAGGGGAAAGGAGGUUAGAAGACAAUUGGACUCAAAUAUGCUUUGAGGACGAAACACCGGCAUUGACCUGUGAUGCUUUUUCUGACUUCUACGCAUUAACUAUUAGCAUCACCCGUCGGAUCGUACACUCGUCCAUCUUUUUUGCAUUGUCGCGGAUACGUGCAAUAGAGCGUUCCCAUGUUAAUCCUAAGAAGGUGGUGAAGAAGGAGGAUAUAUUUGCUGCAUUGGACAUUCUAAAAAUGGAGCCCAACUCCAGGAAAUUUUGGGCUAGUGCUCCUCGGCGUUGUGCACUUGACAUCCGUCAUGACAGCGGAGAAAAUUAUAAAACCGUACUUCUCAGCUACGAUGAACUCGACGCAUUAUUGGGCCCAAAAUCCGACAUCGACCCAGAGUAUAUAAAGACAGCGCCCCAAGCGAUGAGCUCCGCUUCCGAAGGCUCGAGUUAUUCUGGCGAAGGCUUCGAGUCGGACACAAGUGGAAGAAUUCCCUCUACCGCUCAGGACUCCAUGGAUGCGGAAGACGAUCUCUCGGACGCGCAAGAAAAGCAUGCCAACGCCUUGGAUCAAGAAGCGAGCCGUGCGGAAGAAUCGAAACUAUGGCGCUGGAUAGGCAAACCCGAUCCCCAGUCCUUGGAUCAUAAUGUUAAGCCGGAAGUUAAAGAAGAGGAAAUAGAGCACACACUUUUUGCGAAACGAAAAAUGCCCCAGGAGAUUUCCAAUUGGAGAAGUCGGAUUUUAUACCAGGCGGAGUGGGAGACUUUCGGCCAAAGUACUGUGGCCAUUGAUGAAGAGAUGGGAGGAAAUGGAAGCAGAAAACGGCUCAAGAUUGACUGAGAUAUAUCCACAAAUGGGGGACCAGGGCCACAGGCCCAAUUGUGGAAACGUAUUUGCGUGCUUUGUGUGCUGGCAAAUCUGUGAUUGCCUGGAUACUGGACAGAGCAAGGCAGCUCUGCAAUCACCAAUCUAUGUAUAAACAAUCAGAUACCCUAUACAACCCUAC
This is a messenger RNA of Coccidioides posadasii C735 delta SOWgp, 2109 nucleotides long. RefSeq lists its product as uncharacterized. Gene Ontology annotation, molecular function: rDNA binding; RNA polymerase I general transcription initiation factor activity. The record is from RefSeq and is a predicted model, not a curated record. Gene Ontology annotation, biological process: transcription initiation at RNA polymerase I promoter; nucleolar large rRNA transcription by RNA polymerase I. Gene Ontology annotation, cellular component: RNA polymerase I upstream activating factor complex. NCBI's taxonomy places the organism in Eukaryota, Fungi, Ascomycota, Eurotiomycetes, Onygenales, Onygenaceae.